This is a messenger RNA of Arabis nemorensis, 1467 nucleotides long. The record is from the annotation of a GenBank genome assembly. NCBI's taxonomy places the organism in Eukaryota, Viridiplantae, Streptophyta, Magnoliopsida, Brassicales, Brassicaceae.
AUGAUAUUACGUCCUCCGAAACCAUCGGCAUGCGUUGCUUAUUUCCCCGGAGAUACCAUGGAAUCUGAAUCUGCUGCACGACUACCUGCUCCUCUUGUUGACCCACUCACUGUCGGGAAAGCAUUUGUCAUGCAGUACUACCACAUUUUGUAUAACAUGCCAGAGCUUUUGCACCGAUUCUAUCAAGAGAACAGCAAGGUUGGGCGUGUUGGACAGGACGGAGUCAUGCGCCACUUCUCUACCUUACAAGGUAUAACUGAGGUGCUUAAGACACUGUCCUAUGGAGAUUUUAAAUCGGCUGAGAUUACCAGUUAUGAUAUCCAAGAGUCUCACGAUGGGGGUUUCGUUCUUGUGGUUACUGGCUACUUCGCUCUAAACGAAAGACUUCGAAGGAAAUUCUCCCAAACGUUUUUUCUUGCUCCGCAAGAAAAUGGGUACUUUGUUCUUAAUGACAUGUUCAGAUUUGUCAAUGAACCCAAGGCCAUAGAUGGGGAACUCGUUUCUCGGAAAGAAUCUGAAACCCAUAGUUCUGGUAAUGCUCCUACAGGCUCUAAGCAAGCUGAAUGUGUUUCGGUGAAUCCUGUUUGUAAGGAAGUGGUUAAGCACUCGAAUAAUGAGAAUGCUUCACUUGCUAAGGAGCAUGUUCUGGUCCCUGAGAUCAUCAAUGGAGAAGUUCCAGAUAUUGAGAUAACUUUCAAAGAAGUUGCAGAUGAUUCACUGAAAAUAUCUGACCCAGAUGAUGGACUUGAAGAUGUUCCUAAUCCUAAGAAAUCUUAUGCAUCUGUGUUGAAGGUUAAGAAGGAUAAAUCUGGAGUUUCAGUUGGCCCUUCACUGUCGCCAAAGCAGAUAUUGAAAGACCAAGACCAUCAAGUGUCUUCUGUUCCUUCAUUUGAGCAGAUAUUGAAAGACCAAGAACAUCAAGCGUCUUUUGUUCCUUCAUUUGAGCAGAUACUGAAAGACCAAGAACAACAAGUGUCUUCAGAUCCUUCUCCCGUGAUAGAAUCUGAUGCUGUUUCUGAGGCCGUCGAUGCUACUAAAAAUGCGCACAAUCAUGGGUUAGAAGUAGCGGUGGCUGAGGGUACAUCUAUUUAUGUGAAACAUCUCCCUGCAAAUGCCACCAUUGACAUGCUUGAGGCUGAAUUUAAGCAAUUUGGAGUGAUUAGCAGUGGUGGGAUUCAAGUUGUAAACCAAAGGGGGUUAGGUUUUCCGUUUGGUUUUGUUGAGUUUAAGGAGGCAGAUGCCGCCCAGAAAGCAAUAGAGGCUUCACCUUUGAUGAUUGGUGGACAGAGGGCUUUCGUGGAGGAGAAGCGAUCUACAUCAAGAGGUAACAGAGGAAGUGGGAAUGGAAAUGUGGGAGUGAGAGGAAGAGGAAACUAUGGGUAUGGAAACAAUUACAGGAGGGGAGGAGGAAGGUCUUUCAAUAAUCGUAGAGGCAAUGAAUACGUCGCCAGCCUCAACACAUACUAA